Messenger RNA from Osmerus eperlanus (European smelt), 5800 nucleotides. RefSeq names its product alpha-kinase 2 (gene alpk2). Lineage: Eukaryota; Metazoa; Chordata; Actinopteri; Osmeriformes; Osmeridae. Gene Ontology annotation, molecular function: ATP binding; protein serine/threonine kinase activity. The coding region runs from base 632 to 4594 and encodes 1320 amino acids. The transcript is spliced from 10 exons. The record is from RefSeq and is a predicted model, not a curated record. Gene Ontology annotation, biological process: protein phosphorylation.
UUCUGAAGAGGCCAAUCAUCUACUGUUCGCUAACCUCUCCACUGUCAAGCCACAACCCCUGCCUACACCCUUCACCCUGGGGUUACUGGGGAAAAAACACCAAUGAUGUGACUCUAGUCUAAGUUCUGGAGUUUAUACGCCUUUCUCAGCUGAGUGGACAGUGUAAGACCAGACAAGCAAUUGGACUCAAGAAUUAUAAAUAGAUCAAAGACACAGAGACCGCCUGUUACAAAGUUUCUCUUAGGCAGGAAGGUCAGAGAGCUAAUUUAAUAGUGAACACAGAGAAAACAGAGACAAGAGAUGACAGCUGGUAUAAAGAAAAGAAGGCGUAUAAAUAUAAAAGGCAGUCCUGGAAUAUUAUGUUAGCUUUCUUAUCGGUCUGAGCACAGGACAUGGGAAAUACACUAGUGUAAAAGGGGACAUACUCACAAGACUGCAAUACAAUAAUCAAUACAACUGAAUAUGGUAAAAUGUAGAUAACAAUGGAUAAUCUAAUGCAAGAUGUUAAUAAGGCAAAUCACUGUCACUUGAUCGCUGAUUUUGAUUGACACAUGCCAACAGUAAAUCCUUCAAUUUCUUCACAAUCACAACUCCGACUGCCCCCUCUAAGACCCAAUAGCCUGAUCUCCUUAUGAAGCCCAUAUCAGGUCUCCCAGACAGCUUGAUGGACCAGGACAGCAUCUCCAAUCCUGGCACACUCCCUGACUCAGUGCUGACACCUCAGAACAUUACCAUCGGGACCAUUGAGUACAGUCUCAGGGUUGACAGGGCAGUGGAUGACAAGGCUGUGGAUGACAGAGCUGUCGAUGACAGUGCAGUGGAUGACAAUGUGACUAACUGUGACUCUGACUAUGACACACGUGUCUUAAUCUUGCUCUCGAAGGAUCCAACAACAGAAGCCAACCGGAUUAGUGAACAGGGGCCCCUGAGCCUGUCAGAAAUGGGCCAGCGUGAAAUCGAGCUGCCCUCUGUCACUGUUGGGAGCUUAACAAGCAAGAUCAGGCCCACGACACCAGAGGUUAUCUUCAUAUCCACGGAGGAGGAAGAAAGUGACACUUCUAAUGAGUUGUGGUUGGACGCGUGCCAAUAUUUGGCAGAUGAGGAGAAUGAGGGGGCUAUUUUAGACAAGUGUGGACAUUCUCUGGACAUGGGCAGGACUUGGACAAGAUUCUCUGCCGACAAUACAAAGGUGUCAGAUUUCACCUGUGACACUGUCAUUGGUCAGGUUGGCAGUGACUUGGACCAGUUGAGGCCACCGGUUGAGAGGUGGCUGUCUGCAGACAGCUGGUCAAGCGCACUUUCAGACUGGGCAGUCGAAGAACAAGUCCCUGAGGACUUCAUUGCAGCCUUCACGCCAACACAAACAGCCACUCAGGGACAUCCACAGUUGCCCAUGGCCAUCCAGGACCAGAUGUUGGAGCCCAGCCCCAGCACAGAGAGCCCCAUCCUCACCGGGCAACACUGUUUCAGCACCACCAGCCCUACCAUCCCAGGCAAACUACUUAAGGAAGCCCAGUUCCAGGUCAGAGACAACCAGACAACCAAGUUGAAGAGGGAAACAUCAUCAGUGAAAGGAGAUAAGGAGCCCAGAGAGAGCCAAGCCACCCAAGAUGACAGCUUUGACUGCCCUGCAGACAUACUCUCAUCUGUGUGUUCACUCUGUGGCACGCGGGCCUCUGAACAAUAUCUUUUCAAUGUGGGCGCACCAUCAGACAGAGUUUUUACAGGGAAUUAUGAUGCUGGCGUGGAAAUAGACACUCUCUUAUUGUCUGCUGAAGAGGACAGUGAGUGUCAAUAUACCUUCCUGGAGGGUGAAUAUACCUUUGUGAAGAAGGAUAAAAAAGAGAGUUGUAGAGAUGUACUGAGGAAGGUGACAGAGAAAGACGUUGUGACGCAGCUGGCUUCGCUGGUGGAGGAGAGAGGCGCAGGGAGUUAUGGGUCAGCAAUAAGCCUCUCACAUUUCCCAUGUCAAGAGGCGACCAAGGUUGAGUGUGUGUGUGGCAAAGCAGCCGAACAGUUGACGGAGCUUCACAUCUCCACACACACCCAGAGGAACACUCUCGUGACCACAGACUUGCAAGGAAAGGGCACACACUUGUCCUUAAACACAUCGUCCCUCCAGGAGGGGAAUAAGGAAGGAACAUGGGGGAGUCCACAUUUUAUUGUGCCAUUAGCUCCUCUCAGUGUUGGCUCCACUCAUAGGUCAAACAGUGCUUUGGGAGGAGAGACAGCCUGUGUCAAGAGCUCUUUCAAUGGUGCCAAAGGCCACACUUGUCCCUGUACACAACCUAGCGAACUCUGGCUAUCCUUUAGAGGAAAUACUGACAAGCCGAAUUUGGACAAUCAUGUUAACAACUUGUCAGGUAGGCAUCGUGGACAGUUGACGUUUGUCUCCAGUUGGAGUCUGAAUAAAGAUUCUCUCACGUACUCUGGUGAAAAGAAGGAGUUUUCCUUCAAUGACAAGACAACAAACGCACAGGAACUCAGGGAACUUGGCAAAGAACUAUCCAAUCUGGUCAUACUGACCGGUGAUAACCUUGUGGUCUCUGAGGAAGACCGAGUUGCCUGUGUCACACUGGAUCUCCAGGACUCUUUGACCUCCAGUUUUAAACCUGUUUUCAAAACUGUUAUGGCGGGCAAUGGACACUGCAUUGUGGAUCAGAAAAUGGGCCAGAAGAUGCCUCAUGCCAAGUACACUUCAGAGAUGAAAACACGCUCCAAGAAGGAUUUGUGUCACCAAUUAGCUCCGCAGGCUUCAAAGAAGCAGGAGAACCAGAUUCUUGGACCAAACCAAACGUCCUCAAAGCAGCAGGAGAAUAUGGGAACCAAUGAGAACCAGGACAACAGCUUGGUGACCGUCAUAGAGACCGUUGUCGUCACAGAGAAAGUUGCAAAAGCCCAUGGUAAGAAAAAGAAAAAACACUCCCAGAAUGCAGCGGUGAAAAGCGAGGCUGAGCCAUUGGUGGAGGUAGAGAAUGGAGCUAAACAGAAAAUAGCAAAAGGUAAGAAUUACAUCACUGAGGCCAAGGCAUCUGCCAUGAGCAGGCAAAGUAACCCAACAUCAGCUUGUCAGAAAGACAACAGUGAAACAGAUUACCCUCAAAGACAGCCACAGCAACCUGCUGUCAAAUAUGCAUCUGAGGGGGUCACUAACAAAGGGGUCUCUGUAGGGGAACCUCUCUCUGUGGCCCCUAAGGUACCCCAGAAUAUUGUCUUAUUGGGCCAGCGGAGUGAUGAUGUCAUCAAACGGCGACGUGUUUCUGAGCUGAAGUUGGGUAAGCACGCGGUGGAAUCCAAAGCACAGCAGUCAGAGUGUUCUGUCCAAGCGAGGGGAGAGGAGACCAAGGCACCUGUGGAAACAGCUCGGAAAAAAGCCUACAGUGAAGUGGUCAAGAAGAACGUUCACAGAAACAUAGAAGUGCCCAGAGUGGUACAGCCCAUCCAGGCAGGACCCGUUGAUGAAGACCCUCAGAGCCUCUGUCUGUGGUGCCAGUUCUCCGCUGUGUUCACAGACCACACAGUCACAUGGACCAGAGACGGUGCUGCCCUGGCUGUGGUCCAUAGAAGUGCAGGAGAUGAGAGUCGAGUGUCCGUCACUCUCUCCAAGGCGUCUAACAAGGACCUGGGAAGGUACCAGUGCUGCCUCAGAUGUCCUGAUGGCUCCGUCUCCCUGGACUAUCUCCUCACCUAUGAAGUGCUCAGUGAGAUCAUCAUCCCCCCUCAGAGAAAUAUCCCAGCUGCCCCUGCAGAGGUGGAAGAGGAGGAAGAGGAGAUCAAGUGCUCCAGGCUGCUGUUUCACAAGGACUUCCUGUGUGACCAGCACUUCGCAGAGGACCAGUCUGCUAGCGUAGUGACAGAGAAGGUCCACUUUGGCGAGGGAAUGCACCGCCGUGCCUUUCGUACUAAGAUGCAGGCUGGCAUGGUCUCUGUAUUUAUGCCUGGGCACCCCUGCGUGCUGAAGGUCCACAACGCCAUCAGCUACGGGACCAAGAACAAUGAGGAGCUGGUUCAGAGGAACUACAACCUGGCUGUAGAGGAGUGCCACGUUCAGAACACAGCCAGAGAGUACAUCAAGGCCUACACAGUUGUGGCCCAGUCCAAGGAGUCCUUUGGCGAUGUUCCAGAGAUCAUUCCCAUCUACCUGGUCCACCGGCCUUCCAAUGACAUCCCGUAUGCCACCCUGGAGGAGGAGCUGCGGGGAGACUUUGUCAAGUACUCAGUGAGGGACGGGAAGGAGAUCAACCUCAUGAGACGCGACUCAGAGGCUGGGCAGAAGUGCUGCACUUUCCAGCACUGGGUUUACCACAAGACUGAAGGAAACCUGCUGGUCACCGACAUGCAAGGAGUUGGAAUGAGACUGACAGAUGUGGGAAUCGCAACCUGUAAGAAAGGAUACCGAGGUUUCCGUGGUAACUGUGCCACAUCCUUCAUCGACCAGUUCAAAGUCUUGCACCUGUGCAACAAGUACUGUGAGCUGUUAGGACUCAAAUCUCUACAGCCUAAACCCAAGAAGGUGGUCUCUGCCCUUAAACCUAAAGCACACCCUGCCCCUAAAAAAAAGACAUUUGGACCCACUGUCAAGGGCAAGCUCUGAUAGGUCGAUGCCCUCAGAUCACAGGCAUUAGAUGGCUGUCGGAGAUGGCGGAGUCAAGGUUGCACCACAUGCUGUUAGGGCUUUGAUCUGGGCUGGGGGCCUAAACUGUGGAGAAAUCAGUCAAAUGUGCUUCUGAUCCUGGCCAACUACUAAUUCGGAUUAACAGGUGUAUUUCUUGUAUUUCAGCAGUUUGGGGACAGGAUAAACGUCUUAUAUUUUAUUGGACUUCACAUUAACUAUUUGUCUCUAAAAUGUUAUCUUGUUGCAUCUGAGUUUUUUGUACUUUGAAGACACAUUUGAACAUUUUGAUUGAUUUAACGUGUCAUAUAAAUACAUACAGCAGUUUGUGAAAUAAAAAAAUGUAAGCUGAAAGAUUAUUCUGCUACAGUUAAAAAGUGAAAAUAUUGUAUGUAGAAGUUGGACUGAAAGUGUUGGUUUUGUUCCAAGGCAAUGAAACAUUGUGAUCUCCGAAACUCAGUAUCUAUGUAUAUUUUCUAGUGUGUAAUACAAUUUGUUUAUUUAGUAAAUACUUUUUUGUCUAAUUUUAACUCUUUUUGUUUACUUUAUCUUGACAUUCACCACAUUACCAAAAUAUUUAUAACGUAUGAUAUAAAAUUAUCCAGAAGUCUACAACCAAAGCUUAAAUCAUAUAUUUUAACUAUAAUGUUUAAAGGAAAUUUAUAAUGAUUGCCAGUUAUUAACCUACACAGAAGUCCCAGGGGAGGUAGAGUGUGAUUCUAACACUUGAGAGCCCCGCCUUCCCUGCCGACAUCUUAAGCCAGCUGUCUCAUACAACCUAGUCAGAAUGCUGGCUGUGCCUCUAACCCUGCCAGGAGGUUAUGGGAGAUGUGCAUUGACAUCUGAGCUGCCAGCCUCUACACUGUUCACACCACUGCUACUGUAAUUUAGGUUGUCUUACUGAAUUAGGUAGGGUGGUGCAAUGGGUGGUAGUGGUCCUCCUCAGCUGUCAAUUUGUGUUUAUGUUAGCGUGUGUGAGAGCGAGAGAGAUUACAGAUACCGACAUAGUCACUGUUGUUUGUCGGCUAUUUUCAUAGCCAUCUAUUCUGAUGUCAUACAGUCAUAGUUUGGCAGCCAGAAAUGACAUGGCAUGACAGCUCCAUUGUGAUUUAAAAUGCAGACCACCUGGUCCAAAAGAACGUGAGAAUGUGAUUGAAGAGCAAAAUAAAUGGUACAAUAAAGGUUCAA